UAGCACGCAGCAGUACCAGCACACGCACCCAUGGCCCCCUCACUAAACACCACGCCGAUGUUGCCAUGGCGUCGACCUUCGACUCCCCUAAGAGUCUCUGAAAGGGUAUCUCCUUUUUUGUAUGCAUCUUGCAUCCCCUUGAUGACUUGAUGGCACACUUGCGCCGCUUGCUCACCCUUCCCAUUUCAAAACUUGAAAAUUGGUUCUCCACCUCGCCCGCUCUCGAUCUCUUCUGCGAUUCCACCUUAUAUAUAGCCACCUAUAGCAGCUCCUCUCGUCCUACUCCCCUCCCUAAAACCAAAUCGUCGUCGCCGCCGUCGUCUCUGCACCAUCUCAAUCUCGCUUCAUUUUUGCCCCCCUUCCCUUCGUCGUCGUCUGUCGAGCUCUAGCCGCCCUCCCUCCCUCUCUUUCUGUCCACAGUUCGUCCACACCGGCAUCAAUCAAUGGGGGAGAACAACGGCGUGAGCACGUCGACCGUGCCGCCGGCGCGCGGGGGCUCGCACGCGGCGGCGCCGACGACGACGCGGCCCAAGAUAAGGAUCAUCCACAUCAUCGCGCCGGAGAUCAUCAAGACCGACGUCGCCAACUUCCGGGACCUCGUGCAGCGGCUCACCGGCAAACCCGCCUGUACCAGCACAGAGGCGACAACAGCGCCGCCGGUACAAGAGGAGAAGGAGGCGACGACCAAGAAGAGGCCGGCGCCGGCUACUGCGGUGACGACGGAGAGGAGCGAUUUCGCAGUUCAACAAGAGCCCAGCAAGAAGAGGAAGAUCAAGUGCGAGGUGAAGGUGGAGGAAGGAGGCUUCGGCGACUACUACGACCUUGAUCGCAGCGACCUGUGGAUGGAUCUCAACCCGGGAGGCUUCCUGAGCUUCUUGGAGGAGGAGGCCGACGUCUUCCAGGGCCUGGCUGCCGCUGAUGACUUCCUGCUGCCUCUCGGCUCCUCGAGGCUGGAUUUGGUUGGUGAAAUGUACGCGUCUUGAUUCGUAUACAUCUAGAGAGCUCUGAAUUCUUGCGUAUUUGUUCCUUUUUGUGCCGUGAGGAUUUUGCACUUUGGUCGAGAACCCGGCCGGUUGAAUUACUUGUGUUUCUUUUUGUUUAUUAGAUGAGCACGUUAGUGCUGGAAGUUCUUGCACCCCGAUGAUGUGAAUGUAAGGGGAUCGCAUAGAGUAAGGAUUGGUCAUUUGCGUGCUCACAUUUCUGAUAGUGAACGGAAGCAAAUGUGAGCACCCAAAUGACCAAUGCAAGUGGAUGAAAUCAGAACAGUGAUGCCAGUAAUGAUGUGUAUGUAAGGGUCACUGGAUGGUGAAAUCAUACAAGGAUUGAUCA
Messenger RNA from Panicum hallii, 1329 nucleotides. Its product is annotated as VQ motif-containing protein 18-like. Lineage: Eukaryota; Viridiplantae; Streptophyta; Magnoliopsida; Poales; Poaceae. Bases 444 to 983 code for a protein of 179 amino acids. The record is from RefSeq and is a predicted model, not a curated record. The transcript has a single exon. Gene Ontology annotation, cellular component: nucleus.